AUGUCGUCGUCGUUGAUGGACGUUAUUUAUCAGUAUAAAUGUAUAAAAAUAUCAAAAUUAAGUAAAUUAUUAAAUUAUAAUGAUGAAGAUAAAAUAAAAUCUGAAAUUGAUGAACUAAAUAAAAAAUUGGAUGUUAUCAAUUUAACAAUAAAAGUAUUUGAUGAUUAUUGUUUAUUAGUAAAUUUAAUAGCAGAUGAUAACAUUUUUAAUAAUUAUAAUCAAUCUGAGUUGCUAUUCUUAAAGUCUAUUCUAUCAGCUAUAAUAAACAAUGACGAUUAUAGAAUAUCAUCAAAUAAUUCAUUAAACCUGCAAUCAACUUUGACUUUAUCUUAUAAGCAAGAGUUUCUAGAUAAGUUAGUGGAUACCUAUUGGUUAAAGUCUGAUGAUGAAUUUUACUAUCUGGGUAUUAGAUCAUUAAUUGAAUUAAAUGAUUUAUUAGUAGAUUUAUCUGAUAAAGAUUUAUAUUUCAGUCACUUUAAUCACAUUAUUGUAACUAAUUAUUAA
Wallemia mellicola CBS 633.66 is the source of this 504-nucleotide messenger RNA. RefSeq lists its product as hypothetical. Bases 1 to 504 code for a protein of 167 amino acids. Gene Ontology annotation, biological process: DNA damage tolerance; double-strand break repair via homologous recombination. The transcript is spliced from 2 exons. NCBI's taxonomy places the organism in Eukaryota, Fungi, Basidiomycota, Wallemiomycetes, Wallemiales, Wallemiaceae. Gene Ontology annotation, molecular function: ubiquitin-protein transferase activity. Gene Ontology annotation, cellular component: Smc5-Smc6 complex; nucleus. The record is from RefSeq and is a predicted model, not a curated record.